Polypterus senegalus (gray bichir) is the source of this 938-nucleotide messenger RNA. RefSeq names its product protein kinase (cAMP-dependent, catalytic) inhibitor beta (gene pkib). Gene Ontology annotation, biological process: negative regulation of cAMP-dependent protein kinase activity. Gene Ontology annotation, cellular component: cytoplasm; nucleus. The record is from RefSeq and is a predicted model, not a curated record. The transcript has 4 exons. The coding region runs from base 330 to 629 and encodes 99 amino acids. Lineage: Eukaryota; Metazoa; Chordata; Cladistia; Polypteriformes; Polypteridae. Gene Ontology annotation, molecular function: cAMP-dependent protein kinase inhibitor activity.
CGAGGAAUUGAAGAGCUUUACGGGCGGGCUGCGGCGCUCGUCAGCUCGGUUGUGGGUGGAGGUGACUGUGGAAACAUUUCUUUCUCGCAAAGCGGCGUAUUUACGACGAUUAUCCUGAACAUUUUUUGGAACUACUGGGAAUUCCUAAAAUGUAAAACUGUGUAUGCAGAAACUCAAGGACUCUGGAACACUAAGGAUACAAGAGUGAUGAUUUUUAGGACAUAAACUGGAUUUUGUCUCUUACCUUCCAGAAAGCACAGCUGAUGCAUGGUUAAUCCAAGCUGAAACAAACCUGUUUAUAGAUAUUGCUAUGAAGAAAGAAGCCAGAGAUGACUGAUGUAGAGCCCGUUGUCACGGACUUUGCAGCAUCUGGGAGAACUGGCCGCAGGAAUGCUUUACCAGACAUCCUGGGCUCUCCUGCAGGAGUGGGGACAUCUGAACUUCCUCAUAAGUUAGCAGAACUAUCUGUGAAGGAGCACAAGGUGGAGAGGCCUCUUCAGACACAGCACAGAAUCCCCAGUCUGAAGAACAGAAUGAAGGAACAUAACAUUUGCUUGUUGCUCGGUAAUGUUCCUGUGAGAUCACAUGACCUAACAACUGUAGACUUCUAUUCGAGACCUUCUAUGUAAGAGGGAUGCAAAAUUAGCGUAACUGAUGAUUGCUGCUUUGAGUUUCGAGAAUCAAUAUGUCUGCAAAUGGAAGUAAGGCCCAUACACUGUACCUCUUGACCUCCAGAUCAAGUCAUACUUUACUUUUGAUUUGUACAUUUGUCUCUGGUUGGUUUUGAAAAUAUGAUUUUUUUUUUAAUUAGAUGGUGUCCAUUCUUGUGGGAAUAUUUGCACAAUAAAAAACAACUGAGUUUUGUUAAAAACUAAUGAAUAUUCAUCCAAAGUGGUAAUUACAGUACAUGAGUUUUAUUUGUAAAGCAAAAAAAAAAA